GUUUGUCGUCGCAUAUAUGUGCAAACCUCGAGUUUUCGAGACGGACCUUUUCUCUUACUGAGCAUCUUCUAGCAUUGUAUUUAUUGCAAUUUAUGUAUGGCAACACAGGUUACCAGUACUUCGGAAAAUCUCUCAUUUAUGUAAUUACAGUUUUGAAGGAAGGAGUGAGCAGUGAGCUGUUUUUGUUACAAAUUAGUAUUAAGUUUGUUUUUUUUCCCCUUAUAACAGAUUCGAUUCUAUACGGUGAAAUGUGGAAACUCUUUAGCACUUUUUAAUGAGUGACUUCUUUAAACUGUUAAGCACCAGCUAACAAUUCUAGAAAAAUAUUAAAAGUUCAUUUAAUCGUUAUCAUAAUUAAACAUAAUUGCCUAAAUUCAUAAUUAGCUAUAUAUAUGUACCCAGGCAAGAAAUUGUAUUUGUGUGAAAUAUGAUAAAUUAAUUUUUAAUUAAGUGUUCCAGGAAGUCAAGAAUUGUUUAUAUCACAGGUUGCAUAAGUCUCAUCUACAGUAUGUAUUGAUACUUUUAUGACAAUAAUCACAUGUGUGCUUUCAGAAAAUAUCAAAAAGAUGUGCGAAGAAUACAAGAACUACUUCAGGUAAAAUUUAUUUAAGCAACCAAUUACAUGUCCAUGCAGAACAUGAAUGCCUUAUGAAGAAUAUGUUCUAGGAUAUAUGUUACAAAUCAUUUGGAAAAAGCAGUAUUUUAAAAGAAGUCAUGCAUACCCAGAGAGGGAAACUACCUGUGUGUGAGGUUUACAAUUAAAGCAUAAUUUAACAAGCACAUUCUUAAUCACAUAGCAGAGGAACAUCAUGUGUGAAGUCUUUAGUAAAUCAUUUAAUUAUAGGGCUAUUUUAAACAAACAUAUGCUUAUUCACACAGGUGAUAAACCUCAUGUGUGUGGGGUAUGUAAGAAGUCAUUCAAUCGUAAGGGUAGGUUAAAUGAACACGUGCUUAUUCACACAGGAGAGAAAAAUUAUGUGUGUGAAGUAUGUAAGAAGUCAUUUAAUCGGAAAAGUAAUUUAUACAAGCAUGUGCUUAUUCAUGUAGGAGAGAGAUCACAUGUGUGUGAGGUAUGUAGCAAGUCAUUUUAUAUGAGAAGUGGUUUAAAGGAGCACAUGCUUGUUCACACAGUAGAGAAACCAUAUGUGUGUGAAUUUUGUAACAAAGCAUUUAAUCGAAAACGUAUUUUAAAGGAACAUGUACUUAUUCAUACAGGAGAGAAACCUCAUGUGUGUGAAGUAUGUCGCAAGUCAUUUAGAGUACUUAGAGCUUUAAGCAAGCAUAUGCUUGUUCAUACAGGAAAGAAACCUCAUGUAUGUGAGGUGUGUAACAAGGCAUUUAGCCAGAAGGAAAAUUUAAAUAUGCAUAUGCAUAUUCACACAGGAGAGAAACCUUAUGUGUGUAAAGUAUGUAAUAAGUCAUUUAAUCAAAAGAGUAGUUUAAAUAAACAUAUGCUUAGUCAUACAAAAGAAAAACCACAUGUGUGUGAGGUAUGUAACAAAUCAUUUACUCGAAAGGAGUACAUAAGUACGCAUAUGCGUAUUCACACAGGAGAGAAACCUCAUAAGUGUAAAGUAUGUAAUAAGUCAUUUAAUCAAAGAAGUAAUCUAAAUACACAUAUACUUCUUCACACAGGAGAAACAUCUGAUCUGUUAUAAAAGUCAUUACUUACUCUUAUUACAGUAGAGAAAAUUUCCACGUAAAAUUUCAUUUUUAAUGUUAAUUCAAGUGACAAUAUGUGUAUCCACAUUUGAGGGAAAUCUUGUGAAUUAUGUACAUAACAAUUCAUUCUGACAGAGAAUUUGAAGAAAUAUAUGUUUAUCUUCACAGAGUAAAAGCCUCUUGUCUUUUCAAGAAAUGUUAGAUUAGUUAGAACCUUUACUUACUAAUGUAUUAUGUUCUGUGGCAACAAAGAAAUCUCGUUACUUAAGGUAUGUAAUUUUUCGAACCAUUGAUAUGUUUUCCUGCCAGCGUGAAUUUUAAGUAAGGGUUGGUUGUUAUCAGUAUUCUAACUUCACAAGACUCAAGAACAAUGUCCAGCAUUUCCAUAUCUUUCUUUAACAGGCUUGAGAAUUGUAAGAAAGAAUUUCCUUGAAAAACUGUGAAAUGCACAACUUUGCUUUUGAACUUUUUCUUUUUAGUUAAAUUGAUUUUCGAAGGACAUAGUUCCUACAAAAAAUAAUUUAUUUUUAUAAAUGGAAUAUUGGCUGAGUGUACAGAUCACUAUUUUCAACUUUCAGGAUGCUGUGAAAAUUGGUACGUUCUUAAGUAAACAUGAAUUUUGUUUAUAUUUUAUUUUUAUAUUGCUUAAAAGUUUCAUAAAUCUAAAACUACUAAUGUUAUCCCAAGUAUCUGAAACCUCCCCACAAGGACUUUCAAAUGUACUUUGCUUUUAGCUGUUAUAUUUAAUACAUAUAUACUUGAUUUUGAUUUUUUACAUAUAUAAAAUUAAUAGGUUUUGUAUAAGUAUAUGUGUAUGUAUAUAUAUCAUUAAAAUUAUUAGAUUUGUGAGGUGAUAUUGAUAUGACUUUCCAACAGUUUAUGCCAUUUUCCUUAAUUUUUUUUUUUUAACAAAGUUAUUUCAUUCCAUUUAAUCUAGAGGCAAGUGAAGUUUACAAGUAUUUAUACAUUUAAUUUGCUUUAUUUUUACAGCACAGGAUUAUUAGGCAUCUGAAUUUAGUUAUUAUGUUUAACAUCUUUCUUAUUGUACAGGAAACAAAAUAUGUACCGAAGAUAAAAUACUAAAAGUACCAUGUGAUAGAUGACAACAAAUUCGUAAUAGCAAUUUAUAUUAUUCUUCUUAUUUAGGUAAAUAUUAGUAGCAAUUCUUAAUUGAUGUAAUAGUUUUUCCCUUAUUUCAAAUUUACGAUAUUUUGUUAAACAUUUUCCUCUGAUUUUAAAAUUACUGUAUAUUAAAUCUAAGAAUUAGAUUUUUUUAAUUUAUUGAAUCCAAUAGUUCAGUUUGUUAAUCAGAUAAAAAUUUUCACUAGUAAUCAUUGUAAUUUGUGUUUCAUUUAUUAAUUUGCUAUUUACUUUUACUUCUCAUUGAUUGGAUUGUAAUUUUUAAAUUAGAAAAUGUUUAUAGUAGGCUAUUAAGUUUUUUUGCUUUUGUACUUUUAUGUUACAUUACAGUUCAUGAAUCACCCAUACAAAUGCCAAGUACUGCCAUUAUGCAGAAUAUAACUUCUAUAACUUUUUAUUUCCCAUGUGUCUUUAAUGGAUUAUUUCCAGUGUAAUAUAAAUUACUGCUCCGAAACCGAACAAUCUGAAAGUAAAUGCACAUUUUUAUUUUAAAUAUUUAUUUCACUUUUCAUUUAUUUCUUAAGCUGAUAGAAUUUAAAACACACAUAAUUUAUAGUCUAUCCAGUUGUAGAAACUGGAAAGAAAAUUUGCAGCAUUAACGUAAUUAAUAAAAAAAAGUUUCUAACUCCAUAUAUUAUGUAUUUUGGAGUGUUAAGGUUUCAUUUUUUUAUUGCAUAAAUUUUUGCAUUUUAGAACUUAUAUAUUGAUAUA
Messenger RNA from Stegodyphus dumicola, 3513 nucleotides. RefSeq names its product zinc finger protein 431-like. The record is from RefSeq and is a predicted model, not a curated record. NCBI's taxonomy places the organism in Eukaryota, Metazoa, Arthropoda, Arachnida, Araneae, Eresidae.